This is a messenger RNA of Planococcus citri (citrus mealybug), 939 nucleotides long. RefSeq lists its product as uncharacterized. Lineage: Eukaryota; Metazoa; Arthropoda; Insecta; Hemiptera; Pseudococcidae. Bases 196 to 819 code for a protein of 207 amino acids. The record is from RefSeq and is a predicted model, not a curated record. The transcript is spliced from 2 exons.
GAUAAUGAUACUUGUAUGGUGUAACUAAUGGUUCCCUUUAGAACGGUACAUUGUUUUCAUUUUGAUCAAUUAGCUCACAGUUAGCGUAGGUACCUAACACUUUUCCCUGCCAUAUUUUCUCGUGCUUAUCUAUUUUUACUCUUUGUCUUUUGUGUAAUUUACAACAAAAAAAAUUAUCAAUCUACUCGCAGAAUUAUGUCGUCGUGGAAAUCUUAUUUAUUCGCAUUUUUUGUGAUCGCAAUAGUUGACCAGAUAAACACAACUCCUCCAGAUAUCCGAGAUGAAAUAAAGAUCAAAAGUUCAAUAGGUUCAAAAUAUGGCUUAUCCGCUAGAAAUGAUCCUCCUCCUGAAACAACAACUACCGAAGAUCCAACAACAACUACCAAAGGUCCAACAACCACUACAGAAAAACCGACAAAAAGUCCCACAACAACUACUGAAAGUCCUGCCCACAAUGAAUUCGCCAAGUUUACGCUCGUGUCGACUGGUUCAAAACAAUACAAAGUGAAGGAAGCUGCACUGGAACAUGGAAAAUGGUGGUUAGGUUCUACAAGCAAUCCAGUUUCCGAAAACCAUAUAAAUACGUUGACGUUUGGAAACUGGUCGCCACUUACAAUUGGAGGAAUCCCACUAACUGGUUCAAGUGAAGGUGUAAAAGGCCGUUUCAAAAUCAAAAAUCUGCAAGGACUUGUUGCAUUAGUGGUAGACUUCGAAGUGGUGGGGAAAAAACAACCUAAAAUUGCCUUAUCUGGAGCAACUUCCUGUUCCGGUGGACCACACGGCGAUCAACCUAACAUCAUUGAUAUCACAUGUGAUUAGUGGUAACAUUAAAUAGCAGCAUCUGUACUUACAGCUUGAAGAAAAAAUAUAAAUAUUUAAGCAAGUUUAUUUUUUAAGCGCAUAAAAAAUUUACCUAUAAAAAAUACACUUAUUUUGAGA